UAAUUCGGCCCUAGAAGAGACGGUCUUUUGAGACACGUGUUGACCAAAUGGCUAUCAUCUCUUUCUCUCUCUCAACGGAAUGCUCUUCAUCAUCAAAAGUUCAAAGCUUUCUACUUUGUGGAUCUCUCCAUCAAUGGAUGUCUGUGUGUUUUUUGCAGAGAGAUCAGAUCGUGAUGUUUGGCGUUCACGAAAGGCUGAGUUCUUUUACGGAUGCAGCAAUUGAAUCUGAAGCAAAGAACAAGAGGAAGUAAAAUUGCAAUAGAGGUCGAAGUUCCAACAAUGACGGAAGCCACCGUUAAGCUCACAAUCAAAUUGGGAGGAAGAUUAAUAUCACUUUCGGUAUCACCUGACGAUACAACCAAAGACCUCAAAUCUCUUCUUCAACCAAUCACCAACGUUCUUCCUCGUGGUCAGAAACUCAUCUUCAAAGAAGUUCUUGAGUUAGCUGGAAAUGCAAGUAAGCACCUGAAAGUGAAGAGGAUAACUCCAAAAAAUUUACAGUUGGCGAUCAGAGGAGAUGAGGAGCUUCACACGCUCAUCAAAGGAACCAUUGCCGGAGGUGGUGUGAUCCCACACAUCCACAAGUCUCUCAUUCUUACGGUGGGAAUUAGUCUCAGUUGUGGUGGCGUUACAUUACAGACGCUUGAUACAUACAUAUUACAUACCUUUGAUGAAUGAUCUUCUGUUUCAUGUAUUUACUAUAAAUAAGAAACUUGCAAUGGAGACAAAAAAAGUGUCAAGGUUCUUAAUUAAGUCUCUUAUCCAACUUUACUCCUUAAAUACUAUUAAAAAAAUUUAAGAGACACU
Raphanus sativus (radish) is the source of this 807-nucleotide messenger RNA. Its product is annotated as probable histone H2A.7. Gene Ontology annotation, molecular function: structural constituent of chromatin; protein heterodimerization activity; DNA binding. The coding region runs from base 211 to 678 and encodes 155 amino acids. Gene Ontology annotation, cellular component: nucleosome. The record is from RefSeq and is a predicted model, not a curated record. NCBI's taxonomy places the organism in Eukaryota, Viridiplantae, Streptophyta, Magnoliopsida, Brassicales, Brassicaceae. The transcript is spliced from 2 exons.